AUGCGUACUAUUCGUUUAGGCAUCGUGUUGAUAUUAGUUCGGUCGGCGACUAGUUCUCUGACUAUCAACACAACGUCAGGACAACUGCGGGGAAAACUAGCAUCCGGGACUUCGGGGGUUAUCGAGUACCUGGGGAUACCUUAUGGUUAUAGCUGCCCUGCAAAUGCAACCUUCGCAUCGAAGAGCGAACUCAUUGCGGCUUCCGGGGAGUUCAACUUCACUAAACAGGCCCCUGCCAUUCUACAGAAUCUACUCGAGCAACCAGAAGUGCAAUACAGCGAAGACUGCCUAACGUUGAAUGUAUGGGCAAAGCCGCCGACUAAUGAGACUACCAAGCCAGUGUUAUUCUGGAUACAUGGAGGAGGAUUUAACACCGGUACUACCAACAACACAGCUUACAACGGAAAGCAUCUUGCAGACCUUGAGGAAGUCGUGGUCAUAUCGGCGAAUUACCGACUCAAUAUCUUUGGCUUUCCAGGAAAUCCUCAUAUAACGAACAAUCUAGGAUUACUUGAUCAACGUCUUGCAGUAGAAUGGGUCCGUGACAAUAUUGCAGCUUUCGGUGGAGAUCCGGAUCGCAUCACAAUCUUUGGACAGUCGGCAGGCGGGUCAUCCGUGGACUAUUAUAGCUACGCAUGGACCGAGGAUCCCAUCGUUGCGGGCUUCAUUUCUGAUUCUGGCACGGUCUUGUCCCCUAAUGCUCAAGCUUCCGAGAGUGCAUCUGCCGAUGCGUGGUACAAUGUCACGGCUACCCUUGGAUGCGGAGAUGAAGGUUCGGAUCCUGACACGUUGCUUAUUUGCAUGCGGUCACUAGAUUGGGAGGACGUACAAGACGCAAUCCCUAGCAGCACCGGGAUAUCUUCAGUGACAGGAUCGUUUGGACCAACCGUUGACGACAUCAUUGUUUUCUCGGACUACGUAAAUCGCUCUAUUGCAGGCAACUUCAUCCAACGACCUCUAUUUAUCGGCAGCAAUAAUUAUGAAGUAGGAUUGUUCCGUGCCAUUUUCGACGUUGAAGGGGUGACUUUUUCCGAAGCUCAAUGGGAUUAUCUGAACUUUGUAAUAUACACCUGCCCAGCAAGUUAUCGCGCCAGGUACAAUGUGCAAAAUAACAUCCCGACUUGGAGAUAUCGGUACUUUGGAGAGUUUCCGAAUUUGAGGUUGACAACAAACCCAGAUUCAGGGGCGUGGCAUGGUAGUGAGGUGCCCCUCAUAUUUAAUACGGACACGGAUAUCCAGAAUCUGGUUGCACGAACGACUGCAGAGGCCAAAAUUGCAGACUAUCUGCGAAAAGCAUGGGUGGCUUUCGCUACUGAUCCAGAAGGUGGCCUUGCAUCGAUACAACAAUACAACGGGGCCGCAGACGGUGUAUCCGGGUGA
This is a messenger RNA of Talaromyces atroroseus, 1380 nucleotides long. RefSeq lists its product as hypothetical. The transcript is spliced from 4 exons. The record is from RefSeq and is a predicted model, not a curated record. Lineage: Eukaryota; Fungi; Ascomycota; Eurotiomycetes; Eurotiales; Trichocomaceae. Gene Ontology annotation, molecular function: carboxylic ester hydrolase activity. The coding region runs from base 1 to 1380 and encodes 459 amino acids.